This is a messenger RNA of Colletotrichum truncatum, 681 nucleotides long. Its product is annotated as NADH-ubiquinone oxidoreductase 23 kDa subunit, mitochondrial. Lineage: Eukaryota; Fungi; Ascomycota; Sordariomycetes; Glomerellales; Glomerellaceae. Gene Ontology annotation, biological process: mitochondrial electron transport, NADH to ubiquinone; mitochondrial respiratory chain complex I assembly. Gene Ontology annotation, molecular function: 4 iron, 4 sulfur cluster binding; NADH dehydrogenase activity. The record is from RefSeq and is a predicted model, not a curated record. Gene Ontology annotation, cellular component: membrane.
AUGCCUCGCCCGGCGCAGCUCCCCGUCACGAUGCUGGCUCUCGCGGCGUCGAGACCCGCGGCGAGAAAUUCGUCGGCCGCCAUGGUCAACCGUAUCAUGGCCGCCAACGCCGUCCGCUCCUAUGCCACACCCGCUGGUCCCCCGCCCCAGAACUUCCGUCAGAAGCGAUUCGAGACCUGGGACGAGGACAAGGAGUCCACACUCAACAAGAUGGGCAGAUACUUCCUGCUGUCCGAGAUGGCCAGAGGAAUGUACGUGCUCUUGGAGCAGUUCUUCCGCCCGGCCUAUACCAUUUACUACCCUUUUGAGAAGGGCCCCAUCUCUCCCCGCUUCCGCGGUGAGCACGCCCUCCGUCGCUACCCGUCCGGCGAGGAGCGCUGCAUCGCCUGCAAGCUCUGCGAGGCCAUCUGCCCCGCCCAGGCCAUCACCAUCGAGGCCGAGGAGCGUGCCGACGGCUCCCGUCGCACCACCCGCUACGACAUUGACAUGACCAAGUGCAUCUACUGCGGUUUCUGCCAGGAGUCGUGCCCCGUCGACGCCAUUGUCGAGUCCCCCAACGCCGAGUACGCCACCGAGACUCGUGAGGAGCUGUUGUACAACAAGGAGAAGCUGCUGUCCAACGGUGACAAGUGGGAGCCCGAGCUGGCUGCCGUCAUCCGUGCCGACGCCCCCUACAGAUAA